CGAUGGGGACCUCGUCGUCGCGACCGCCACUGGCGCCUCUGAGCUGACCGCGGCCAUCGGCCACUACUUCCGGGAGUUCUGCAACAUGACGAUCGGGUGGCCUCGCGGCGGCGGCAGCAGCCUCGCGCUGCCCCUCGCGUGGCCGAAGAUAGGCGCUCCCGUGACCCGCUCCCGCAGCGUGCCGUGGUCGUACAUGAUGAACGUCUGCACGCACAGCUACUCGCUGGUGUGGUACGACUGGGCCGACUGGGAGCGGUUCAUCGACUGGAUGGCGCUGUGGGGCGUCAACAACGUGCUCGCCAUGACCGGCCAGGAGGAGGUCCAGUACAAGGUUUUCCGGAAGCUGGGCCUUAACGACACCGAAAUCCGGGGCUGGUUCAACGGCCCCGCCCUGCUCACCUGGAGCCGUGGCCAGAACGAGUACGGCAGCGGGAUCGCGGGGCCCCUGCCCCGGUCUUGGAUGAAGGGCCAGUGGCUGCUGCAGAAGCAGAUCCUGGCCCGCUACCGCGAGCUGGGCAUCGUCGGACAGCUGCCUGGCUUCCAGGGCAACGUGCCCGUUGGCCUCAAGGCCGUCCUGUCGGACGCCAACAUCACCGCCGCGGGCGCCACUGGCUGGAUGGACUCCGUCGACCCGGCGUACGCCGAGGUGGCCGGCGAGUGGAUGCGCACCCUGGUCGAAGACUUCGGGACCGACCACUGGUACCAGCUCGACGGCUACUUCAACGGCGGUACGGCGCCCUGGCUCUCGGGCCCGCGCGAGCACGCUGCCCCGGCUGGCUCCGAGGACGAGGUGCCCGUGGACCCGAGCUGGUUCGAGCGGGGGGCGGCCGCGUUCCGCGGGCUCAACUCGACGGACCCCGCCGCGGUGUGGUCGUUCCAGGGCUUCGCCUUCGAGUACUGGAAGGAUCCGCGACAGGCCUCGUACCUGAAGGGCUUCGUCUCGGCGGUGCCAGCAGGGCGCUUCAGCAUCGUCGACAUGGACUACGGUUCCGGAGAGUGGCAGAAGUUCUCGGAUUGGUGGAACGGGACCGCUCCCUUCUUCGGGGCCCAGUUCAUUUGGACGGCCCUGCACAACUUCGGCGGCACCGACGGCCUCAAGGGGGACCUCCGCAAGGUCAACGCCAUGCCGUUCGCCGCCCUCGAGGCCGGAGGCAACGUCUGGGGCACGGGCUUCACGGGCGAGGGCAUCGACCAGAACCCGGCGUUCUACGACUUCCUGCUCGAGCAGCACUGGCGGUCCGGCCCCGUCCCCGACGUCCCAGGCGCGCUGGCGGCGCGGGCCCUGCGGCGCUACGCCUCCACCGGCGGCGACGGCGCGGGCCUCGCGGCGGCGGCCGAGGCCUGGGUGCUGCUUGGAGCCAGCAUGUACGCGGACGACGUCUCGGUGCAGGACCUCACCGGCGUGGCGCACCUGCCGCCGCGCUCAGGCGCGCAGGACUUCGGCGCCGACCGGCGGACGCCCUCCCGGGAGAUGUGCCUCACCUUCCAGGCGUGGUCGAAGCUGGUGGGCGCCGCGCCGGCGCUGGACGCCGCCCGGGAGCCCUUCCGGUGUUCGAUCCCUAUCCCUAUGUUUAAAGGGAAAUUAGGACACAC
This is a messenger RNA of Prorocentrum cordatum, 1593 nucleotides long. NCBI's taxonomy places the organism in Eukaryota, Dinophyceae, Prorocentrales, Prorocentraceae. The record is from the annotation of a GenBank genome assembly.